This is a messenger RNA of Schistocerca serialis cubense, 1284 nucleotides long. Its product is annotated as ELL-associated factor 2-like. NCBI's taxonomy places the organism in Eukaryota, Metazoa, Arthropoda, Insecta, Orthoptera, Acrididae. Gene Ontology annotation, biological process: regulation of transcription elongation by RNA polymerase II; positive regulation of DNA-templated transcription. Gene Ontology annotation, molecular function: transcription elongation factor activity. The coding region runs from base 1 to 852 and encodes 283 amino acids. The transcript has a single exon. The record is from RefSeq and is a predicted model, not a curated record. Gene Ontology annotation, cellular component: super elongation complex.
AUGCCACCAGGAAAGCAAAAUGCCCGGAUGUCUCGUGCCAACGGCGCAGGCGAAGAUAAUCGAACGAUUGCUGAGAAGUUAGCUUUAGGAUCUGAAGUGAAAGAAUUAAAAAUGGGCCGCAGUUUCAUGAAUGAUAAAUCUGUAUCAUUCCAUACUUUGCGGUAUGACUUCAAGCCAGCUAGUGUCGACGUUUCAAAAGACGCAGCUGUUGCGAUUGAAGAAAAUCAGAAAGUGACCGUAACAGUGCCCCAUGUAGAUGGUGCAGGCACUCCCCAUACUGUAUAUAAAGGCUCAUACCGCCCUUACCAGAAAGAAUGUGUUCUGAUAAUUGAUAGAAAAACCGGAAAAGUGACACUGGAGAAACUGAGCAGUAAUUUACAAUUGAAGAAAACUCGCUCAGAGACAGAAGGUUUUAACAAGAGAAGCAGCUUGUUGCGUGCACAGCAGAUGGCUUCAUCACUAUCAACAGUUAUACCACGUCAUUCACCAUUGCAUCCAUCGCCAUCACACCAUUCACGUAGUCCAACCCAGACUUCAAAUCAAGCAGCAUCAGCAGCAAGCAGUUUACCACUUAUUGGUCUGGAUGAAAUUACUGAUACAGUCUCCCCACCAGCACCUUUAUCUUCUCAGCAAGAAAACAUGGGCCAACAGUCAUCGCUCCCCUCGCUUUCAGAGUCAUCAUCAAGUGACAGUUCUCCAGAUCAGUCAGACAGUGAAACGGAGACUAAACCUUCAGCUGGUCACCAAUCUUUUCCUAGUGGUGGUGGUAAUAGUACCAAUGGACAAUUUUCAGGGUUCUCCAAGAUUCUGAAUGAGGAUUUGCAGCUGUCAGAAUCAGGUUCAGAUGACUAAAAACAAUACUUCAGAAAUGAUCCUUUUGAACUCCAGUUCCUCUGUUAUUGCAGGUUCUGUUGUAGUUGCUUUAUUUAUUUGUUGUCAUGUGACAUGUGAUUGUUCAAAAAGUUUGCCAAUUGAGAGUUUUGAUUUUUAUUUAAAAAGAGGAACUUGCAAAUCAUCGCUAUCUGUGUUAAGAAAAGGAAAUUUGUCAUCUGUUGGAGGAUACUUUUGAAAGAAAAAGUUGAGCUGAGUAACAUGAAAAUUUGCUGUGUAAAAGUUAAGUGUUGAUGGGAAAUAACUUUCUGCCAGUUGAACAUUCUAACAGAUUGUGGGAGCUGUCUGUUUAGUAAUAGUGCAAUAUAUACUCUAUUUAUAUUGUUUUGUAUUAUGUAAAGAUGAGAAACAAACCUUGUCAGAUGUGAAUAAAUUAGAAAAUGACAUAUAAAA